Messenger RNA from Bipolaris sorokiniana ND90Pr, 372 nucleotides. RefSeq lists its product as uncharacterized. The transcript has a single exon. The annotation marks the transcript as partial. NCBI's taxonomy places the organism in Eukaryota, Fungi, Ascomycota, Dothideomycetes, Pleosporales, Pleosporaceae. The record is from RefSeq and is a predicted model, not a curated record.
CGAAAGCACAUACGUCCCCCGCCAAUUACUAUAGAUCUGAUUAUAAAUAACGUAGUUAACGCUACAGCACUAAUCGAUUAUAGAUGUCUCUGCUACGCACUAAUUAACAGAAAGUUCGCUUACCGCCACUGUCUAGAGCGCUUUCAGAUCCCUACCCAAAUAAUUAAGGGAGUGAACAAUAAGCUGUCGGAGAUUAAUAAGGUCGCCCGAUUCUCGUUUAAGCUGUAUGGGUACGAAGAGUCUGCCUAUGCAUAUGUAAUGGAUUUGUCCUCUAGCGAGAACGUCUACCUAGAAAGGGGGUGGAUAGAUCACCGCGAUGUGACGAUAGCCCCCGCGAAGAAGAGCAUCUUUAUCCACUUGAAAGGCAUUCGA